GGAUUCGGGGGUUCAGCUUCCUCGAAAAUUCGUGUCUAUGUAGGCCCGCAGCCGUCGCUACACAGUGGCCAGCUCCUCUCUUCCCCUGCAUGCGUGUGCAUCUCGCUGUUUAUCCAGCUGCGCUGGAAACGACCUCAGUUCACUUGCUGUUCGCUUUUUUCCACUAUUUCAGAUAUGUCACUCAAAUGUGCAUGUUGUACGUGUCUGGGUGUAAGCGUGUAUGUACAUGCAUGCGCGUAUGCGUUUAUGCAUGUGUGUAUAUAAAUGUCUAGGUGACUCUACAUCUGUGUGAGCCCAGACUUGUCCACAGGGACUCACGUGUUUGUACAGCUGACUCGGUCCGGUCUGCAGCUCCUUCGCUUGAUCGACCUCUGUGCCUUCCGUUUUUGCAGCUUUCCAUUUCGCUGAGUGUCUGCAUUUUUGGCGAGAGGGAGGUUGGGGGAUGAUGAAUACAGGAGUCUCAGGGUAUCGUGAACAAGCGCGGCCACCGUCUGCAAGAACUCCGACAAGAUCUCUCUUUCGUGGAAGAAAACGAGUUCACUAAAAUCCCGCGUCUUUCCUCUGCGUCCUCUUCUUCCCUUUGUGGCGGAGGUCCACAGAAUGACAGACGAGGGUCCACACCUCUCUCGUUGCCUGUCGUCUUCUGAAAAAAGAGAGCAAGCAGAAGAGGGAAAGAAGACAUAAGGAAGAGGAAACGAGGAAGAACACAGGAAGCAGAGAGCAGGAAGAGGGCUUGGAGGAGGGAGGAAUAAGAUAUGCACAAGAGGACAGAGGAAGAAGAAGGAGCAGAGUGAACGACAAUGUGAGAGAGUCCUCGCUUCUUUGUCAUCUCCGUUUUCUUCGUUUCUGCGUUUUCCUCGCAUCUCUCUCCUCUGCCUUCCCCAAGAGAGAGCGUGAGCGAGGCGCGCCGUCGCCAUCUGUGCCAAUUUCCUUAUUUGUUCGUCUCAAAAAGAUGAAGAAAAAACGAAGUGAAGUCGCUUCUCCAGCAGUGGAGGAUGGUGACGCCCACGCGUGUCUCACGACAAAGGCAGCAGGACUCUUUCCUGGAGAAAUCGGGACCCCAACCAAACGUCCGACGUUCUCAGACAAAAAUGGUGCAUGCGCAGCUUGGCCCUGGAUCGUCGCUGCUGCCGCCCUCAUCAGGUUGCUCCUCAUACCCGCAUACCGAAGCACGGACUUCGAGGUCCACCGCAACUGGCUUGCGAUCACGGCGAGUCAGCCGCUUUCGACCUGGUACAAGAAGGAGUCUUCUCCCUCUAAAUGGACGCUGGACUAUCCCCCUCUCUUCGCUUUCUUCGAGUUCCUUCUCUCGCUAGCGGCCCGCUUCGUCGAUCCCGCCAUGCUUCAGGUUGAAAACGAAAAUUACGCCAGUCCCGCAUGCGUGUGGUUCCAGCGACUCACUGUCAUCUUGACAGAACUCGUUCUCGUCCUCGGCGUUAUCCGAAUGUGUCAAGUUGCUGAGACACUUCAGCUGCAGAGAGAGAGACGCGCCAGAGGUUCUCGCAGCAGCGAAGAAGCGAGGCGGGGAGAGGACAGCGAAGACGAGAGAAAGUACAGAGAAGGCGACGGCGGCGGCUGGUCAAGUGUCGCUCUUCUUCUUGUGUUGUUCAAUGCCGGACUCCUCAUCGUCGACCACAUCCACUUUCAGUACAACGGAUUUCUUCUGGGCGUCCUUCUGCUCUCCAUCGCGGAUGUCCAGACGGGUCGGUUCUACAGAGGCAGCGUUCUUUUCACGUGUGCCUUGCUUCUCAAACACAUUUUUCUUUACGUUGCUCCCGUCUACGUUGUGUUUCUCCUCAGCUGGCUGCGGCCGCGGGAGCUUGACCCGGGCUCUGAGGAGACGGAGAGUCCUUCAGAAGGGAGAAAAAAGGAGGGAAGACGAGACUGCAGAUCUGUCUCUCGCCGCCCAUUUCACAGGCUCAACCAGCGAGCCGGUCCGGCUGUCACCCGCUCAUCCGGACUCUCUCUCUGGACCAGGCGUGUUCUUCGUCUCGGCUUCCUUCUCGUCGCUUUCGUUCUCGCGGUUCUUGCUCCCUUUAUCGCCACAGGCCAGAUGAAGGCAAUGUCUGGGCGGCUGUUCCCCUUUGGCCGCGGUUUGCUGCAUACGCAGUGGGCCGCGUGUCUCUGGGCGCUCUACGCAGCGACAGAUCGCGUUCUCCUUCUUGCUGGGCGCCUCCUUGGCUGGCGGUUCUCCACGCCCCUUGCCGAAGCAGCCCCAGCGACGGUGACUUCUUUCCACGUCUUGCCGAACAUUUCGCCCCUCACUGCGGGAUUCGUCACGAUUCUCCUGUACACGCCCCUCCUCGUCUCAAUUUGGAAGUUUCCGUCGAGGAAACUUUUCCCCGUGUACGUUGCGCUUGGCGCUUCCGUCUGCUUCGCCACCGGUUGGCAUGUCCACGAAAAGGCAAUUUUGGUAGUCUCUGUUCCUCUCAGCGUUGCGGCAUGGACCCUCCAAGACAGCAUUCUGCUCGUUUCCUCUUUUCUCGUGAACUUCCUGGGCAACCUCGCUAUCCUCCCGCUUCUCCCUCGUCCCCACGAGACGCUGCUGAAACUCACUCUCUUUCUCUUCUGUACGUUGCUCGAGGGGCUCUGUGUCUUUCUCGCGAUCGACGACAAGAAGCGCAAACGGCGCGGCCGGGGCGUCUGCUCUGUCCAGACUUCACCUGCGCCGUCGUUAUCUCCCUCCUGCCCAUACCAACAGGAACCCCAAGACUUUCUCAUGUCUUCCUCUUCUUCUGAGUCUUGUUAUUCUUCUUCACCUUAUUGUUCUCCCUCCUCCCCUCGGUCCUGCGGCUCCUUCCCCGCUUUCCUUGAGUCUCUGGAAGCGCAGUGUGUGGACGCACUGUCUCCGGGGCUCCGUCCGGCUUCUGUGCGAAAGUUUCUCAGAUUUUACUUAUUGUUUCUCGUCCUUUCGCUCUCCGCGGUCUGUCUGCUAUACACGCUUCAAUCUGACUUCGUACCCAAUCUGCUUCUUCUGAAGCUCUACAAAGCCGAAACCUCGCGGGUGGCCGCGCAGGCAGCGGAAACACCAGCGCCGACGGCGGUCUCAGCACUGUCUCCUGCGGAGGACGUGUCUCCGCUCUCUCUUUCGCCUUCCGCCGUCGCUUUGGGCUCCAGUGCUGUCCACGGAAACGCAGCUUUAAGAUCAGUCGAAGAGGUGCCGCUGUCCGGGCCAACGCUCGCGAGUCUUCGGGCUUUGUCGCUGCUUCUCCACUUCCACAGUACAACCAAGGAGGAGGAGCAGAAACAAAGACGAUAUGCAAGGAGCCUCCUGGCUGCAGUCGUGGGUUCGCCCGCAAUUUUUCCUUCUUCAUCUCACGGAGAAGUCAAAAACAACGCGGCGAGAGACGCAAAACAACAAACCGAGCAGGGGAGACAGAACAGCCAAGAAACUGGAGAGGCCGAGGAGUCGAUCGAGGAGCAAUUCUGGAACGCGGAGACCAAGCCGGCUCUCCACUCCAUCCUUCGGCAAUGGCACCUCGAUAUCCCUUUUCCCUAUCGUGUCAUGUUUGCGACUCAUGCACUCGCCGCACGCUUCGAGUUUCUCCCCCUGUUACUUCUUGUCUGUUCUUCCGCCAUCGGCCUCCUCCACCUCUUCGUCGCUCUCCAUGUCUACUUGCUCUCUACUCUGGUGCGUUUUUGAAGCUUCAGGUUCUCGGACAACGCAACCAGUCCCUCAGGAGCUUCCCCUACCCUCUAAGGAUAGUAUACAAACCCUACACGACUCAGAUACGGAGUUGCUUUCUUCUAUACGC
This is a messenger RNA of Toxoplasma gondii ME49, 3755 nucleotides long. RefSeq names its product ALG6, ALG8 glycosyltransferase family protein. Gene Ontology annotation, biological process: protein N-linked glycosylation. Gene Ontology annotation, cellular component: endoplasmic reticulum membrane. The coding region runs from base 953 to 3643 and encodes 896 amino acids. The transcript has 15 exons. Lineage: Eukaryota; Apicomplexa; Conoidasida; Eucoccidiorida; Sarcocystidae. Gene Ontology annotation, molecular function: dolichyl pyrophosphate Glc1Man9GlcNAc2 alpha-1,3-glucosyltransferase activity. The record is from RefSeq and is a predicted model, not a curated record.